Molecule: messenger RNA, 1134 nt
Organism: Dibothriocephalus latus
Lineage: Eukaryota; Metazoa; Platyhelminthes; Cestoda; Diphyllobothriidea; Diphyllobothriidae
Source: the annotation of a GenBank genome assembly
GCUGAAGAGUUCUUGCCAUGCAUUCAGCAUAUUGAGUUAGAGACAUACAAGGACAUGUUGUCAAUCGAUGCGAUCUCGUUAUUCAAAUCCAUCCCGUCCGCAUUGGCUCUCAACACUAUAAACAGCCUUCUUCGUGAAAAAUAUGACGAGACCGAGAAACAGCUCAAACAAUCGAACAUCGACGACCCCGUUUACUUGUGUCUUAAGACCUUUCUCACCUUCAACAUCCAAGUGUACGAGGACAGGGGACAGGGGAUAAGAAUGGGCUGCCCUACGUCUGGACUCAUUGCGAACGCGGUCAUGCAGAGGGCCGAGCAGCUGGUCAAUAUAACCUUCUCCUACUCUGAUUCUCCAAGACUACUCUACAAUAUCCUAAGGAACCGGGCCUGGAAGAUCGCAGUCGCUAGGGUUGAACCUAGAAGCCUACAACCAAGGCAGAACUCACCCGGCCUUCCAACUCGUCUCGAGACGGACGCGACACUGCAGUGCUCUCUCACGGUGUUGAUGGUCGAACUCAACGCCGGGCCGAGUGGACCGGUGCCAAGAAAUCUGGCUGCAUCAGCUCUGAAUUCAACUACCAUCCACGUGACCUGGAGUGAACCAACCAUUCCAUAUCGAUUCAACUACUCCUACCGCCUUUCGUUCAGCAGCGGGAAAAUUGAGAAAAGUUACAAGCUGAAGGAGACAGAAGACACAAUAGCCGACCUGAAGCAAGCUUCCUCUUACCACGUCUCUGUCCAGGCGGUUGACAUAUGUGACGUGCCCUUUCCCGCUAAAGCAUUCAGGAACGUGCAAACACCAGACAGCGAUGCGCCGCUUUUAAGAGAUCUGACUGCUCGGCCGCUAAACUCCACAUCCAUCCGCGUGACCUGGGAGGCAGCAACUGAUCCAAAUGACGUUGGAGUCCAGUAUCGCCUGUGGUGGUACAGUACCAAUGAGCGAAAGAGUUACAAUGUGCAAAAGACAAAGAAAACAAUAACCAACCUGAGUCCGGAUUCUACUCUCAAUGUCACAGUGCAAGCUUUCAACGCGAGGGGUGCUCCUUUGGGCGGUGUGGCAUUCACUUCCACACAAACGCCACCCAGUGGUAAUAUACGCUUAAAUGCCAUGUACUGCUUAAUCGUUGCAAAUUAA